CUGGAGUGUUUCCCGAAUCACCCCGCUGGCUCUUGGCCACUCGCCGAAUGACUCAAGCCCGGGAGAUUUUGGUCACCCUUGCCCAGGACAGCAACACCCAGGAAUCUGAGACGCAGGAGGCACUGGAUGAGCUUGACAAUGUCUGCCACCUCCCUGCCGUGGCCCAGAUUUCGCUCCGUGCCCUGCUGGGCUGCCGAAACAUCUGGAAAAAUAUUCUCAUUCUUGGUUUCACCACAUUUAUAGCCCACGCCAUCCGCCACUGUUACCAAAUGGCCUGGGGCUCCUCGCAGGGUCCGCGCGCCGAGUUCUACCUCUCGUACCUGCUGUCGACCGGCAGUGCGGGGCUGGCCUGCCUCUUCCUGUGCCUGAGUGUCGACCGGUACGGCCGUCGUGGGAUCCUGCUGCUCACCACCACACUGACGGGCAUCGCUUCCCUCAUCUUGCUGGGACUGGAAGAGUAUCUCAACCACGCCGCCGUGGUAACGUUCUCCAUCCUCGGCCUGUUCUCCUCACAUGCGGCGGGUUCCCUCAGCAUCUUCUUUGCCUCUGAAGUCAUCCCCACCGUUAUCAGAGGGAAGGGGCUCGGUGUAAUCCUCUCGUUGGCGUCCCUGGGCGGCCUAAGCGCCCCUUUGCUGUGGUUGCGAGAAAAGCACGGCUCCUUCCUCCAGCACAUCGUGUUGGCGUCCUUGAACAUCUUGGCCCUCCUUUGUCUGAUGCUGCUACCCGAGAGCAAGCGCAAGGCCUUGCCCGAAAGCUUACGGGAUGGAGAACUUUACCGGAGACCCUCGCUGCUCCGUCGGGCCGGGGGAGGCGAAAGCCGGGGGGCUGAGGAGGCGACUCGCCGUGACGACGUGCCGCUGCUCUCGACGCCAAACCCUGCCAGUUGAUGCACCCACCAUGCCUUCCACCUGCCAGGACGGACUUCAACUGGCCCAUCCCAACCCAGGCUUCUGGCCUAGUGCGAGAGGCCUCACCCCACCCAGAAAGGGCAGCUUGAGUGAGCCCCGCUUCCUUUUUCUGUUUCUGGUGUUACGCAAGGAAUGCGCACCUCCCUCUCUUCCUUGGGGGAGACUUCCCACUUGCAUAAGCCAUUUUCACAUCCCACCAGACACAGAAAAAAGAAGACAGGCCUUGGAUUUCGUAUGUAAAUGUAUGAAGGGGGCUUUUCCUGCCACACUCAGUUCUGGUGCCAGAGCUUUAACUGCACACCCUUUACAUUUGCCGCAGAAGGUUAGGCCUGAACCUACAGUACAGUUCUGGCUCGUGGGUUUGGGGUGGAGGACAGGAAGAUGACUUCCCCCCCCCCCGGCCCCCUUUUCUGUGUGGUGUUUUCUUGUGCCACGACCAAGAUCUUUUCUCCUAGUCCCUCACAUAACCAGGAUUUGUUCUCCUAGUUCCUCAUAGCUGGCUUUCCAUUUUAAAAGCUCUUGGAGAGGCAGAAAUUGAGGCCUUCCUUCACUCUCUGCCUUUUUAAGAACUGAAAGACACAGGCACGCAACAGGGGGUGGGGGGGAAAUACGUUGGUGCCCUUGCUGGAGUCAUCAGCCACCCUUUAAUUUUUCUAAGGAUGCUUGACUAUGAGCCCCCACUUAACAAGCUUAGCGUGUUCUCCUAGUAGACAUGUAACUUUCUUAGAGAUAUCCUAAAAUCUGAACCUGAGGGGGGAUAACCGUUAAGUUGAACCAAGUUGCGUCUGUUCCCAUUUUACAGAGCAGGAAACUGAGGCUGAGAGAGGUGGUUUUCUGUUCAACCCAGGGUCAAGCUAUCAACCUAUGCACCGCGUUCCAUUUACUAAGGGUCUCUUUUAUAGCAAUUUUCUCAGCGUGCCAAGGGCUUUCCGCAUCUUUGUGCUCACUCCAUAGAGGGUCUCUUGAGACAAAGGAUUUCUGAACUGGACUAGAUGACUCUAGGCUGCCUCAAAGUGCUUUCAUCUCCAAACCUUUUCUCUGUAAUCCACAGAAAAGUUGUAUCUAUUUGUUAGCUACGUGACACACACACACCCCCAGACCUUUGACUUCAAUCCCAUAGUUCCCUGUUGUUCCACCCAGCCACUAGACAAAAUCAGCCAACUUUUUUCAGCCGAUCAGCAGGCAGAAGUUAUUGCAGGUAUGUAUUUUCUCAGCCCCAGAAAAGGUAUUCCUGUUGAAUUUCUGCCUUCAUGCAAUUAAAGGACCAAGGGAGCUCCCACACAUUUUAACAGGCAUCCAGUAUUACCAGCAUGUUAAGUGUUAUGCCACACAUAGGUGGUAGCCUAAGAAAACACCCUGGUGGCAUGGUCACAGGCCAGUCCCACCUGGUUAAAACAUUCCUCUCCAACCUCAUCGGGAACUUCUGCACCUUUUACGUCACCAAAUGGAGAAGGCUUCCCUGCCCCCCAUGAGGAACAGGAAUGUGUCAAAGGACUCCUCUGCACCCCAAGAGACUUCGAAAUGCAACCCCCCCACACACAAAAAAAAAUCUAGACUUUUGACUGCUUUUGACUUUAAAGGGAAAUGUACUACAGACUGUUACAACCUAAAUACAGAUUAAAAGGAAAUCUUCUCAAGAACUUUGG
This is a messenger RNA of Gekko japonicus, 2554 nucleotides long. RefSeq names its product solute carrier family 22 member 17 (gene SLC22A17). Gene Ontology annotation, molecular function: transmembrane transporter activity. The coding region runs from base 48 to 887 and encodes 279 amino acids. The transcript is spliced from 5 exons. NCBI's taxonomy places the organism in Eukaryota, Metazoa, Chordata, Lepidosauria, Squamata, Gekkonidae. Gene Ontology annotation, cellular component: membrane. The record is from RefSeq and is a predicted model, not a curated record. Gene Ontology annotation, biological process: transmembrane transport.